Seminavis robusta is the source of this 540-nucleotide messenger RNA. The record is from the annotation of a GenBank genome assembly. NCBI's taxonomy places the organism in Eukaryota, Bacillariophyta, Bacillariophyceae, Naviculales, Naviculaceae.
AUGGGCAUUAGCAAGCCAGUGCCGACCAGCUCUCUGCGCAUGUCAAGCUCUGACUCCAGUGCCCCCGUUGUGGCCUCGGUUUUGGCAGCAGCCUUUCUUUUCUCCAAUAUAAUCGCUGUGGCCCCGGCAUUUGCUGAUGAUCCCAUUGACAGCAGCAGUCAAGUGAUUGCAGCCCGAAGUGGUGGUCGCAUGGGAGGCAGAUCCUCCAUGGGUAGCAGAGGUAGAUCCUCCAUGGGUGCUUCAAGAGGUUCUUACAACUCCUACAGUCGUACAACAGUGGUCCGUCCCAUGGUGACCUCCCCUGUCAUUGUGGCCCCGCCAAUGUACAGCCCCUUCAGUCCUUUUAGUCCUUUUGGCUUUGGAUUUGGUUUGGGCGGUGGAAUUGGAGAUAGCUACCGUGACUAUCGACAAGAUGGUGAGAUUGCGCGUGAACGAUCUGAACUUCAGGAAGCGAAAAUCCGUCAGGCCGAGUUGGAGCAGAGAAUUGCUCAGCUAGAAGGUGCUCCCAAGGCAUUGCCACAGCAACAACCAGCGCAGUAA